Molecule: messenger RNA, 1239 nt
Organism: Humulus lupulus (European hop)
Lineage: Eukaryota; Viridiplantae; Streptophyta; Magnoliopsida; Rosales; Cannabaceae
Product: phospholipid-transporting ATPase 2-like
Exons: 12
Coding region: 1-1239 (412 amino acids)
Biological process (GO): phospholipid translocation
Cellular component (GO): plasma membrane
Molecular function (GO): ATP hydrolysis activity; ATPase-coupled intramembrane lipid carrier activity; ATP binding
Source: RefSeq, a predicted model, not a curated record
AUGGAUCAAUGGUAUGUCGAGUAUUCCGACGAAGGUCCAUGGUAUGAACUGUUGGUCAUUCCACUUCGUUUUGAGCUACUUUGUUCAAACAUGAUCCCCAUAUCAAUUAAGGUGUCCCUUGACCUUGUGAAGAGCUUGUAUGCAAAGUUUAUUGAUUGGGAUGAUAAAAUUAUUGACCAUGAGACUAUUACUCCAGCCCAUGCAACAAAUACAGCAAUCAGCGAGGACUUGGGCCAGGUUGAGUACAUUUUGACUGACAAAACUGGUACUCUAACAGAAAAUAAGAUGAUCUUUAGAAGGUGCUGUAUCAGUGGCAUUUUCUAUGGAAAUGAGAUAGGAGAUGCCUUAAAAGAUGCAAGGUUGCUCAAUGUUGUUGCAAGCGGUUCUCCUUAUGUUAUACAAUUCCUUACAAUAAUGGCAAUAUGUAAUACAGUAAUACCAGUACAGAGCAAAAGUGGUGCUAUCAUGUACAAGGCGCAGUCCCAGGAUGAGGAUGCACUUGUCCAAGCUGCUGCUCAAUUCCAUAUGGUUUUCUUCAAUAAAAGUGGAAAUAUUCUUGAGAUCAAGUUCAAUGCUUCUACACUUCGAUAUGAGGUUUUGGAAACUCUGGAGUUUACUUCGGAUAGGAAAAGAAUGUCAUUUGUGGUUAAGGAUUGCCAAAAUGGGAAUAUUAUUCUUUUAUCAAAGGGUGCAGAUGAAGUAAUUCUUCCGUAUGCAAGUUCAGGGCAGCAGACAAGGACAUUUAUUGAAGCUGUGGAACAAUAUGCUCAAUUAGGUCUUCGUACACUUUGUCUUGCUUGGUGUAUUUUGGAGGAAGAUGAGUAUCAGGAAUGGUCUUCGAUGUUUAAAGAGGCCAGUAGUACAAUGGUUGAUAGAGAGUGGAGACUAGCUGAGGUCUGUCAAAGAUUAGAACAUGAUCUUGUGAUCCUUGGGGUUACCGCAAUAGAAGACCGUUUACAGGAUGGAGUACCAGAAACAAUAGAGGCAUUAAGAAAAGCAGGAAUCAAUUUUUGGAUGCUUACUGGUGACAAGCAGAAUACUGCAAUACAGAUUGCUCUUUCUUGCAAUUUUGUUUCACCCGAGCCAAAAGGACAGCUUCUAUUAAUUAAUGGCAAAACAGAAGAUGAAGUCAGCAGAAGUUUAGAGAGAGUUUUACUUACAAUGAGGAUUACAACUUCAGAACCUAAGGAACAUGACAUGAUUGAUAGGUUCAGGAAUAUGUUUUCAGCCGCUUCAUGA